AUGGCCGGGUCGGAUCGAAAAGUCGGCGUGCUUUGUCCAUUAUGCCGGUGCAAAUUUGACAAACAGGUGCGAAAGAAAUCCAUGCGAAAGAAGUCGAUGCGAAAGAAAUCCAUGCGAAAGAAAUCAGCGCGAAAGAAAUCCAUGCGAAAGAAAUCCAGUGGGGAAAGCCGGGGUGGCAAGCCAAGGCCGGCCCCCAACCAAGCUAAGCCGUUUCUGAACCCUGGACACGCCGGCGUGGCUUGCCGUGCCGCCUCCUAUUCGCCAGAGGCCGCUGCAGCUGGCAGCUGCAAGUUGGGCAGCUGCAAACGCCUCGCCACCCCCGUCGCCGUGCCUGGCACAAUGUUCGCCUGCGCUGCUUCGAGCCUUCAUCUCAGCCCUUCAGCCAAACCAAGUUGGCCUCUACACGGCGGCAAGCUCUCACCUGGUCUGACGGACGACUCUGACCUGACGACAACCCAUGCUCUGGGAUUGGAGCGGUCUGAUCCAAUGGCUCUCCGUCGCGGAUACCUGCGUGUGCCAAUGCUCGGUGCACUCGACGGCCGUGUCUUUGCCGUGACUGGGCGGCAGCCUUGGCCAACGGAUGGCUUCAAAGAGCGUGCGACGCAAGGACGGGACUCGGAUCGCCGCAGCUUGCUUUUGCUUCUCCCCUGCUUGGCCUCGGGCUUGGAUGGCCCUCUGUGUGUCUGUCGGCCUGCGUUGAUGGCUUCUGGGGCCGGACAGGGCGAUGCCCGAAAGUCUCUCUGCUCAACAUUCUUGCAUCACGCAUUACUCCGUACAUGCCUUGACUUUUGUGCUUUCGGUUCUUUCUCAUCAGGGCCAGCUGGAGUGAUCCUCUUCAUGUAG
Molecule: messenger RNA, 843 nt
Organism: Ustilaginoidea virens
Lineage: Eukaryota; Fungi; Ascomycota; Sordariomycetes; Hypocreales; Clavicipitaceae
Exons: 1
Coding region: 1-843 (280 amino acids)
Source: RefSeq, a predicted model, not a curated record